This is a messenger RNA of Closterium sp. NIES-65, 2130 nucleotides long. NCBI's taxonomy places the organism in Eukaryota, Viridiplantae, Streptophyta, Zygnematophyceae, Desmidiales, Closteriaceae. The record is from the annotation of a GenBank genome assembly.
AUGUCCCCGCAUCUCCCCGCGCUCGUCGCUACGCUGUUCCUUGUAAGCUUGAUCCAUGGGCCCGCACUAUCCGCCGCGCAGCCCGCGUACUCCGCCGUGGGAGUUCCCACGGCUAUCGUAGCGGGCGGCGUGUACAACCCGUUAACGGGCGACGUGUACAACCAGGCAUGGCAGAUUAACUCGCUGACGCAGCGCGAGACGGGGUACUCGUCGAAUCCCGACGCGAACAACAACGCGGAGCUCACCUCGUGCGCGGUCUCGACGGACGGUAAUGCCUUCACGUCGUCAGGCGACAAGUACGUCAACAUGAUUAAGUACACCACCAGCGGGCCGGUAGCUCUGCCGGCGCUGCCGCUCAAUAUCAACGUCACGACCGUCGCCCUGGGAGGACCGUCGGAGCGGCUUCUCGUCGCGGCGGACGGGACCGUUGCCGCUGGCGGCGCCGUCGGGAUUCGGCGCGACACGCUGCAGUCAACGGUGCUGGUUGCGCCCGGGUGGCAGUGCAUGUCGGCUAGCUUCUGCUCGUCAUUCGUGCUGCUGGCGUGCCACGAUAUCGCAAGCGACGCGAACGUGCUCGUCACCGUCCCGUUCGACGCCGCUACUGGCGUCUUCCAGACCGCCGCCAAGGCUUCUUUCGCUAUUCCGUUCCCGCCGGCUCAGGCGGCGUGUUCCCCGAACGGCGGAUUCGUGGCCGUGCUGCGCAUAGACGCGAAGACCGUGUUCACGUACAAGCUGCCGCUUGUCGCGCCGCUCACUGCGCUCUCCACGUCGCAACUAACCCCCGGAAUGCCCGGCUCCAUGGCCUUCGACGCUACCAAUAGCGAGAUUCUUGUAACGAGCGCCGCGGACUUUCCGGGCCUGCCGGGCGACGCUUACCUCGGCACGCUCGACACUGUCGGGUACACCGAAACGGGAGGCGCGGAACCCGCGGCGCGGAUCGGCGCGUUCCAGUACACCACCGCGUCGCCUGUGGGUGGCCAGGUGGCAGUCUACCCGAAGCCGACGGUUGGUUACGUGGCGUUGCCCGAGGGGCUGUACGUGGUGCGGCUCGUGGAGGACGGCGCGCUCGACUACGGCUCCGCGCUCUUCGCCACGCUUGGCGCCGUGCAGGACGGAUGGAGCUACUUCGCCACCGCCGUCUGCGCGCAGCGAUUCGUCGCCGCUCCCCCGCCCCCCAGCCCGCCUCCUCCUCCCCCCAGCCCUCCACCCAAGCCCCCGAGCCCUCCGCCGAAGCCCCCUAGCCCUCCGCCCAGGCCCCCCCCUCCCCCGAAGCCUCCGAGCCCUCCGCCGAAGCCCCCUAGCCCUCCGCCCAGACCCCCCCCUCCCCCGAAGCCUCCGAGCCCUCCGCCAAAGCCUCCUAGCCCCCCACCCAAACCUCCCUCUCCGCCUAAGCCGCCGAGCCCUCCUCCGAAGCCCCCUAGCCCCCCGCCCAGACCCCCCCCUCCCCCGAAGCCGCCGAGCCCUCCGCCGAAGCCACCCAGUCCUCCCCCGAGGCCACCUCCUCCCCCGAAACCUCCCAGCCCGCCGCCAAAGCCUCCCAAUCCUCCGCCGAAACCGCCCAGCCCGCCACCACUGAAACCGCCCAGCCCGCCUCCGCCGAAGCCGCUGACGAGCACGCUAGCGACGACGGCGUCUGUGCUGUCGGAGUGGGCGGGCGGCGACGCUGGUGUCUUCGCCACCGUCGCCAGCGACGCUGACGCCGCUGUGACGCGACAUCCGCCCGCUAGGACCGCGCCGCGCGCGUACUAUGGCGUCGCGCAGCCGCCACCAGAGCCGACGUCAUGCUACGUGGGCACGAGCGCGCUGUGCGCAUUCCAGCUGGACUGCCUGGACUUCGGCGCGAAGAGGGGGUGCACGUGCAUGAACGACAUCAUCCCGCAAGGGCAGUGUAGAUACGCCAGCGCAUGUCUGGACACGACAGCGUGCCCAGUGGAGGCCACGUGCACCACCACACAGAGGGGUCGCACAGUGUGCGCGUGUCCUAGUGGUUACCGGCCUCUGAAGCAGCGCGUGGGUGACACGGCGUUCAGCUACUGCGCUCGCUCGACAUGCAAGCGGAGCAAUGCCUUCGUUGGCUUCAGCUGUGCUGUGCACGAUGAGGCAGCUGCUGGAAUGAGCUUCUUCGGGUAG